This is a messenger RNA of Saccharomyces kudriavzevii IFO 1802, 4161 nucleotides long. It is a transcript of the gene YTA7, whose product is annotated as chromatin segregase YTA7. NCBI's taxonomy places the organism in Eukaryota, Fungi, Ascomycota, Saccharomycetes, Saccharomycetales, Saccharomycetaceae. Bases 1 to 4161 code for a protein of 1386 amino acids. Gene Ontology annotation, cellular component: nucleus. The transcript has a single exon. Gene Ontology annotation, biological process: positive regulation of transcription by RNA polymerase II. The record is from RefSeq and is a predicted model, not a curated record. Gene Ontology annotation, molecular function: chromatin binding; histone binding; ATP hydrolysis activity.
AUGACACGAAAUUUAAGAAAUAGACGCGGUAGCGAUGCUGAAGAUACAAGCAACGCAAAGAUCGGCUAUGAAACUCAAAUUAAAGACGAAAACGGAAUAAUUCACACAACGUCUCGUUCUUUAAGAAAGAUAAACUAUGCGGAGAUUGAAAAAGUGUUUGAUUUUUUGGAAGAUGACCAGGCUAUGGACGACGAUCAGAACGAAGUCAAAGAUGAGGUUCCCGUUGAGAUUGCUAGUAACGAACAUCAUGAGAACAACCACAAUGACGAUGAAGAUGAUGACGAUGUAGUAUUACCACAUAAAAACAGUAGAUUAAACGAGGAAAUACCUAGUGAAAGAAAUUUGAGGAAAAGAAAAGCACAUGAUCCAGAGGAAGACGACGAAAGCUUUCAUGAGGAGGAUGUCGACGAUGAUGAAGAAGAAGAAGAGGCAGAUGGUCUUGAAGAUGAAUAUUUGGAUGAAGACUCACGAAAUGAUAGCCACCGGCGCAGAGCAGCCGAUAGAAAGUUUGUAGUGCCAGACCCUGAUGAGGAUGAUGAAUACGACGAGGGCGAUGAAGAAGGGGAUAGAAUAAGUCACUCCGCCUCCUCCAAACGCCUGAAGAGGGAGAGCUCUAGAAGAACCAGAUCAUCGCGUCAUCCGGAAACUCCGCCGCCGGUAAGAAGAGCAUUAAGAAGUAGAACAAGGAAUUCAGGCACGUCAAAUGAGGAAAACUAUGCUGAAAAUGAACACAUUAGAAACGAAGCGUUAACUUUGGCUGAUGAGAUUAGGGAAUUGCAGGAGGAUAGUCCAAUAAAGGAGAAAAGAUUUCUUCGUGAAAGAACCAAACCAGUGAACUACAAAUUACCACCGCCGCUAACCGCUACGAGUGCAGAAGAGUUCAUGGACAGGAACAAAAAUGCACUUUCUUUUCAUAACCCAUCGCCUGCUCGCCGUGGCCGCGGUGGCUGGAAUGCUAGUCAGAACUCUGGCCCAACAAGGAGGCUUUUCCCCACGGGUGGUCCGUUUGGUGGUAAUGACGUGACCACGAUUUUUGGUAAAAAUACCAACUUUUACAACCAAGUUCCAUCCGCAUUCAAUAAUAAUAACAACAAUAAAUUGAUAUUAGAUUCCGAUUCUUCUGAUGAUGAAAUAUUACCUCUUGGUGCUACACCGAAAAUGAAGAAGGAGAAUGCUGCAAAAAAGAGGAAGAAAAAGCCAGAAAUUGCCGAUCUUGACCCAUUGGGCGUUGAUAUGAAUAUAAAUUUUGAUGACAUAGGUGGUCUGGACAAUUAUAUAGAUCAAUUGAAGGAAAUGGUCGCUUUACCACUAUUAUACCCAGAGCUAUAUCAAAAUUUCAACAUCACACCACCACGAGGUGUUCUUUUCCAUGGUCCGCCAGGUACUGGUAAAACGCUAAUGGCAAGAGCAUUAGCAGCAAGUUGCUCCUCUGAUGAAAGAAAGAUCACAUUUUUUAUGCGUAAGGGUGCAGAUAUUUUAUCGAAGUGGGUUGGGGAAGCUGAAAGACAACUUCGUUUAUUAUUCGAAGAGGCUAAAAAGCAUCAACCUUCCGUCAUUUUUUUCGAUGAAAUUGACGGGUUAGCGCCUGUAAGAAGCUCCAAACAAGAACAAAUUCAUGCCAGUAUUGUAUCCACAUUAUUGGCAUUAAUGGAUGGUAUGGACAACAGAGGUCAAGUCAUUGUCAUCGGUGCCACAAAUCGGCCUGAUGCAGUGGAUCCUGCUCUAAGAAGACCGGGUAGGUUUGAUAGAGAAUUUUAUUUUCCCUUACCUGACGUUAAAGCACGUUCUAAGAUUCUACAAAUUCAGACCAAGAAAUGGAGUUCACCAUUGUCAGUUAACUUUGUCGAUAAAUUAGCUAUUUUGACUAAGGGCUAUGGUGGUGCAGAUUUGCGGUCUUUAUGCACCGAGGCUGCACUUAUAAGUAUACAAAGAAACUUUCCUCAAAUUUAUAGAUCGAAUGAUAAACUCCUAGUAGACCCCUCCAAGAUCAAAGUCAAAGUAAGCGAUUUCAUGUUAGCUUUGAAAAAGAUUGUUCCCUCAUCCGCAAGAUCCACUGGCAAUUCUCCUCAGCCGUUACCUGAAUUGAUUAAACCACUAUUAUUGAAUGAAGUAAAGACUCUGAAAAAAAAGCUGUAUUAUAUGCUGAAAAUGGACGAUACAGAUUUCCAGGCAACUACAUCAUCACUACAAGAUUUUAUUGAUUACGAAGAGUACAGCGGAGAGGAUGAAGAGGAAGACAAGUAUGAAGAGAAUAAAGGUCUAUCCAAAUUCAAGUCAUACGAAUUUUUUGAGUCAAUGGCAGAAUCACAAAUAUGUAAACCUCGGCUAUUAGUAAAUGGACCGAAGGGAAACGGUCAACAGUAUGUUGGAGCCGCGAUUUUGAACUAUUUAGAAGACUUCAACAUCCAAAAUCUAGACCUUGCUUCUCUAGUUUCGGAAAGUUCAAGGACUAUUGAAGCUGCUGUGGUACAGAGUUUUAUGGAGGCGAAGAAAAGACAACCUUCAGUUGUAUUUAUUCCUAAUUUAGACAUUUGGAUCAAUACCAUCCCAGAAAACGUUAUUUUGAUCCUAUCAGGCUUAUUUAGGUCCUUGCAAAGUAACGAAAAAGUUCUUUUAUUAUGUUUGGCGGAGAAUCUGGAUAUAUCUGAAGUUGAGAACGGUAUUUUAUCGGAUUUUGAUUUUGGUAAAAAUUUCUUUCAACUGAAUAAACCAUCCAUUGAGAACAUAAAAGAAUACUUCUCCAACUUAAUUGAAUUAUUAAGGACAAAACCAAGCAAUAUCCCCACGAAAAGGAAAAGAUCCAAGCCCUUACCUGAAUUACCAAAAGUCGUUUCGAGUUCGACACCAACCAAUUUUGAUGAAAACGGUGAACCAUUGUCGAAGGAAGAGUUGCUGAGAAGGAAAUUGAAGUCGUUUCAACAUCAAGAUAUGAGGUUGAAAAAUGUACUAAAAAUCAAACUUUCGGGCUUGAUGGAUCUUUUCAAAAACAGGUACAAAAGAUUUAGAAAGCCACCGAUUGACGAUGCCUUUUUGGUCCAUCUUUUUGAACCAGAGACGAACAAUGACCCCAAUUGGCAACCUGCCUAUACGAAGGACAAGGAUAUGAUUUUAGAGGUUUCCACGGGCCGAAGAUUUUUUAACAUGGACUUGGAUAUUGUGGAAGAAAGACUUUGGAACGGCUAUUAUUCAGAACCAAAGCAGUUUUUGAAAGACAUCGAACUAAUAUACCGAGAUGCGAAUAGCAUCGGUGAUAGAGAACGUGUUAUAAAAGCCUCUGAAAUGUUUGCCAAUGCUCAAAUGGGUAUCGAAGAAAUUUCGACUCCAGAUUUUAUCCAAGAAUGUAAAGCUACUCGUCAAAGGGAUUUAGAAAGGCAAGAGCUUUUCCUACAGGAUGAAGAAAGAGGAGUUACAGUUGACUCAGAGAAUCAACAGGAAGGGCAACAAAACAUACCUCUGCAAUCUGGAUCAGAGGCUAAUCAACUUAAUGAAUUUGGGGUGGCUGCUGGUAACCAACUGCAGGCUCAACUGCAGGUCACUACUAAUGCAACUACUGUUGUUAAUAGUGGAGAAGUUCCAGCACCAAUUGAUACCAACAUAUAUAAAACGCAGGAAACAACUCCAGUUCAUUCUACAAUAGAUAGGGCAGAAUCUCUCACACCGAAGGAUAGUGGCGCUCUCGAAGAAUGUCCGACAGAACCAAUUCAGUCUUCUUACAUAUCCAAUGUAUAUACCAAUGGUGAUGAACAAAGCGGAAAACGGCCAGAAGAAAGCGGAUUUCCCUUGAAAUCCCUCGUUAAAAACAACAUAAGUGAAAAGAAACCUGGGACGUAUGACACAAAACAAGUGGCGAAAAUUUUAUCCACUAACGAUAGUAUACUUGGAGUUCAGUCGGUUGCUACGGGAGAAGAAGCAAGUCAACGAGAUGGUAUGUCAAAAGAGGUUGUGAAGCUACCGCAUAAGGAGAAAGACAACAGGGAUGUUAUUUUAACUUCCGAGCAAAUCAAAAAAAUAUAUGCAUGUUUAGUUGAACACUGCGUCAACUUCACAGUCUCCCAGUUAGAAGAUGUUUAUUCUACUGUAGCAAGAAUAAUAUGGAAAAAUAAAUCUGCAUGGGACAAAACAAAGACUGUUGAUGAGAUAAUGAAAUUCUUAUCAGAGUAA